AUGUUUCUCGUUUCGUAUUCUAACGCAGAUGAUCAAGUUAUAACGCAUAUAGAUACGGAAUUUACAGAUGACACAUAUAUCAAUUAUGAUGAGAUACCAAAACUUGACAACGAAGAAGUUUUCGGUCCAGAUGCCGUUCGUGAUUUUUACAUAAUUAUGGGUUUUGGCCUAAUUACGUUGCAAUUAAAUUUUUUUGGCAGCUUGUACGUCAUAUAUAGGAUUUAUGUUCAAUGGAGACGUGGCGGAAGAACGAGCAUUUCCUUAUCUUUAAGAUUUCCGUUUUACAUUGCAUUAACUGAUGCGUUCCUUUCUCUCGGAUACACAGUUAAUUUGAGCUAUACUUUUGUUUGGAAACUUCCGUGGUCAAAUCCGAUGUGCGGAAUAAUCGGAGCUAGCGUAGUAACAUUAUUUACGCUCAACAUGUUCCUUGUGGGUAUUAUAGCUUUGACGACAUGGUUACGCGUAUGCAAAGAAUAUUAUGUAGAUUUCGGGCCAUACGAUUAUAAACUUUGGACUUUAACGACUGCAUUAUCGGUCAUUGUCGUAUGUCUUUCGAUAAAUGAAGUCGGUCAACAAAAAUAUUGGUGCGCGGGAAGGCAUCAUAAAGUCAUCAUACCUAUCAUCAUGUUCUUAAUUAUUCUUUUAAUUUUGUUAACGAUUCUCAUAUGUUAUAUAAAAGUUUAUUUCAAAGUUCAUAAACUUGAUGAUUUACUUACCUUAAAUAAUUCUACGCCACGAAGAGCUCAUAUUGAAAAACGAGCUUUGAGAAAAUUAAUAUCAUACAUCUUUACAUUCAUCUUACAAUUCUUUGAAAAUGUUUUGUUGUAUAUGCUGGCCACUACAACGAUAAACUUUGGAGGCAUUGGUAAUUUCUUUCAGUUCGUUAUCAAUGAAGGAUUUUCUUCAUCACAAACGAGUUCACAAACUUCUUCAAUGGAAAGUUCACAACAAAUAAAUUCCAUUGAACCUGAAGAAACAAAAACUACUGAUUCCAACUAUGUGCGAGAAAUUGGAGACUCAACUAUUGAACGUUACCGAUUUUCAUUAGAAUUCGGUGAGAAAUUCGAUGAAAAUAUAGUAAAGAAUUUAAACAACGUUAUUGUAAGCGAUGAUAAUGGUGAUUUGGAGAACGAUAAUAUAAUGUUUAAUGACGCCUUGACAGUUUUUGACUCUUCAAUUAACUCAACCGAUGUCUUGUUAAAUCGAGAUGAUUAUUUUUACACGAAAUAA
Funneliformis caledonium is the source of this 1230-nucleotide messenger RNA. Lineage: Eukaryota; Fungi; Glomeromycota; Glomeromycetes; Glomerales; Glomeraceae. The record is from the annotation of a GenBank genome assembly.